AUGCCUGUCCUGUACCACCCGGGGUUGCCUGUUCCGCACUGCCCGGAGAUGCCUGUCCUGUACCACCCGGGGUUGCCUGUUCCGCACUGCCCGGAGAUGCCUGUCCUGUACCACCCGGGGUUGCCUGUUCCGCACUGCCCGGGGAUGCCUGUCCUGUACCACCCGGGGUUGCCUGUUCCGCACUGCCCGGAGAUGCCUGUCCUGUACCACCCGGGGUUGCCUGUUCCGCACUGCCCGGAGAUGCCUGUCCUGUACCACCCGGGGUUGCCUGUUCCGCACUGCCCGGAGAUGCCUGUCCUGUACCACCCGGGGUUGCCUGUUCCGCACUGCCCGGAGAUGCCUGUCCUGUACCACCCGGGGUUGCCUGUUCCGCACUGCCCGGAGAUGCCUGUCCUGUACCACCCGGGGUUGCCUGUUCCGCACUGCCCGGAGAUGCCUGUCCUGUACCACCCGGGGUUGCCUGUUCCGCACUGCCCGGAGAUGCCUGUCCUGUACCACCCGGGGUUGCCUGUUCCGCACUGCCCGGAGAUGCCUGUCCUGUACCACCCGGGGUUGCCUGUUCCGCACUGCCCGGGGAUGCCUGUCCUGUACCACCCGGGGUUGCCUGUUCCGCACUGCCCGGAGAUGCCUGUCCUGUACCACCCGGGGUUGCCUGUUCCGCACUGCCCGGAGAUGCCUGUCCUGUACCACCCGGGGUUGCCUGUUCCGCACUGCCCGGAGAUGCCUGUCCUGUACCACCCGGGGUUGCCUGUUCCGCACUGCCCGGAGAUGCCUGUCCUGUACCACCCGGGGUUGCCUGUUCCGCACUGCCCGGAGAUGCCUGUCCUGUACCACCCGGGGUUGCCUGUUCCGCACUGCCCGGGGAUGCCUGUCCUGUACCACCCGGGGUUGCCUGUUCCGCACUGCCCGGAGAUGCCUAUUGAUCAAUCUGACCCUGAGUUGGGGACCUACACCAAGCCAUAUUUUGAGGGCCACCUACAUACUCACUCUUCCACAACAACCAGGGUACCCCAGACAUGA
Polyodon spathula (Mississippi paddlefish) is the source of this 1020-nucleotide messenger RNA. RefSeq names its product extensin-1-like. Bases 1 to 1020 code for a protein of 339 amino acids. NCBI's taxonomy places the organism in Eukaryota, Metazoa, Chordata, Actinopteri, Acipenseriformes, Polyodontidae. The transcript is spliced from 2 exons. The record is from RefSeq and is a predicted model, not a curated record.